UGGUAUAAACAUAGGUAUAUUUCACAAUUUCACGUUGAUGUAUUCUUAACCUAAAAUCUGCAGUAAUCCUGAGGGACAUUUCUGUAGUCUAUUCAAAAUCUAGAAUAUUAAGAAUACGAUGAAUUCGUUGCGCACGUGUGCUAGGGUGGCAAUCAAUAUUGAAAGGCUCACUUGCGUCUAUUACAGGGGCGAUAGAGGCAUCAAACGAUGGGUUGCACCAACGUUGGUAGCUAUAAACAGAUUGAACCGUAAACUUGGACCACAACCUGUACCAAAGCGUAGCAAUUUCCUUGACUGGAAUUAUAGUGCAGAAUUAUUUGCAUUCAACCAAAGACUAUCGGAAAAGUUUGACCUCACAUUGCUGGAACAAGCCUUUACUCACAGGUCUUAUGUCAUACAGGAAGAGCAGCGACAGAGAGAAGUUGGCAUAGAGAAUCCUGAAUUAAAUAUCAAGGAUAACAGAGAAUUUAUAGAAGAGGGAAAAUUCCUAACUUUAGAGAUUGUGAAGUGCUAUUUAAGGGAAGCUUUGCCAAGACUACCUGAGGAAGGCAUUUUAGCUUUGAAAGAUCACCUUCUUUCAGAAGAAAUCCUGGCCAAUGUUUCAUCACUCAUUGGAACCAAAGAUAUUAUAUUGAGCGAAGACCAUCCUGUACAACCAAAGACUUUGGCAAACACAUUUUUUGCAUUAGUAGCUGCAUUAUCUCGCAGUGUUGAUACUAUUCACACCAGUCUCUUUGUCCGUGACUUCUUAAUAGCCACACUUUCUGAUAAGGACGUGCUAUCUUUAUGGAGUCCUACUGAUCCAUUGCAAGUCUUGGACGAUAUUCUUGGCAGAGAAAAAAGAGGUCUUGCAGAUUUCCGACUCGCUGCUCAGGCUGGAGUAAACACAGUUUUAGCCACACACCAAGUUGUGGUUUACUCUGAUCAGCAAUUCCUUGGAAUGGGUAUUGCCGAAUCUGUGGAAGUAGCAAAACACGUUGCAGCUCUUGAUGCUUUACAACGGAUGUUUGGGAUAGCCCAUUUCAGCCGACCAAUUCCAUUCAACUUGAACGUGGAUAUAAUUUCGGCGAGAAAAGCGAAUUUACCGCUCACGCGAUGGUGCUCUGAAAAUUUGAAAAAUGUAGUCCAAGUCUGAUUCAUCGUACUGUUAUAGUCGUGAGCAGAACGUACACCUCACAUUUCAUCUGACGUAUAAGAGUGAUGUCGAAGACUUCAUUGAGUCUGUUUAAAAUGCUGAAAUUGUGCCCCAGAGUAAGUCUUGGAUACUUUCUACGACCCACGAUUAACAUCUGUUUCAUAUUUCAUUGUAGAUACAUAUAUUACUUAUCUUUUAAGCCAGAACUCGUGUAUUUAUAUUUAUUGUGAGUGAGAUUUCUCACAGACGUCCUAACAGAUCGAGAUAAUUGCGCAAAAUGCUUUUGUGCCGGUAUAUAUAAAAUAAUCAGAAAUCAUAGUAGAUGAUAACACACGUAGUUCCAAGUUCAAAGUGUCACGAUGACAAUAUUACGGAUUGAUCCUAUCCAUUUAUUUUAAGACCAUGUGAACCUUCGUUUCUCUUCUCCGAAAGAUGAAUGAGUUCUCAAUAUAUACCAGCUGAAUAACCUGGGCUUUUUCCAUGUU
Molecule: messenger RNA, 1620 nt
Organism: Athalia rosae (coleseed sawfly)
Lineage: Eukaryota; Metazoa; Arthropoda; Insecta; Hymenoptera; Athaliidae
Gene: mRpL44
Product: 39S ribosomal protein L44, mitochondrial
Exons: 5
Coding region: 119-1135 (338 amino acids)
Biological process (GO): RNA processing
Molecular function (GO): double-stranded RNA binding; ribonuclease III activity
Source: RefSeq, a predicted model, not a curated record